ACCCUGUGGGAUGUGACCCCUCACCAUCCUCCCAGGAUGGUGCCACGGGGGCUGGCCUGGGGGCCCUGGGCCCUUUCCCUCGGAGAAUUUGGCUCUGGUGCAGCUUCAAGCUCAGAUUCCCGGCCUUGCGCUGGCUCCGAGUCCGGUGGCGGCUCUGGGAGAAGGAGCCGCCGUGCCCGGGGUGUGCCACGUUCUGUGUCCCCGCAGUGGUGCUACAAGAGGGAGUGUGUGCCCUUCGGGACGCGGCCGGAGGGCGUGGACGGAGCCUGGGGGUCCUGGUCCUCGUGGGGCGAGUGCAGCCGGACGUGCGGCGGUGGCGUGUCCUCGUCCGUGCGCCACUGCGACAGCCCCAGGCCCACCAUCGGAGGGAAAUACUGCCUGGGAGAGAGGAAACGCUACCGCUCCUGCAACACCGAC
Messenger RNA from Cyanistes caeruleus (blue tit), 417 nucleotides. Lineage: Eukaryota; Metazoa; Chordata; Aves; Passeriformes; Paridae. The record is from RefSeq and is a predicted model, not a curated record.